GUGGUGGCUCGGGGGCCGGCCGGGCUGCUGCUGGGGCUCGGCGGCCGCAGACGGUGGAUUUGUGGGAAGAGGACGGGAUGAGAAAUAAACGCACCUGGCCGGCGGUGUUUAGGGGAGCGGGGGCCGGGUGUCCCCCCUGGCCGCCGGAGCCCCUGGACCCCGGCCGCGGACCCGCCGAGCUGCAAUGGACGCUGCUGGCCGCAGAGCGGAGCAUCCCCGCCGCCGCCGAGGAGGGAGAGCUGCCCGCCCGGAGCCGGCCCGCAGCGCGCCCCUCGCCCGGAGAGGGACCGGGAGUUUCCUCCUCGGCAUCGCUCCGGUCACCGCGGGCUGUGCCAGCCGGCCGCCCACAUAGGAACUCCUUGGAUGCGUCGGAAGUGAGCGCUGGGAGCAUUUGGUGAUCUUUGUGGGAGGAAGGCACAAGCCACCCAGGCCCCGUUCCCUCCAUCUUGAGCCUUCCAUGGUGAUUUGCAGCAGCACAGGGAAGUAUGAAGCACUGAGGGACAGAAGCCAGUGUUUAAACCUGGCUUCAGCAUUAACAAUCACACAAGUUUUAGAUAACAGAGGACCAGGAAUAGAAUAGCAGAAGUACUUAAGGUGCCUCUUUUAAAAGUUGUCUUUUGCAUCUCUAAAGAUUAGGGAGCUGCUUAAAAAAGAUGAUUAUACAAGUGUUUUUAUUUACUGUCCUAACAGAAGAUGAUGAUCCGCAUUAUCUUACAUGCAUCUUGGAUGCAUCUGUAUCACCAUAUAGAUUUCAGGGGAGCUGUAUUGAUUUAAGUUAGUAAAGAAACCAGUGAAGUUUUAAAUAGUCAGAAUAAUAUUCUCCCUUUCAGUCAGAUUUGCCCUUCAUGUUACUUGUGUUUCAUAAUCCUCCUAGCUCUCCAUUUCGUCAUUACAAGACCAGCAUCUCUACUGUUAAAAAAAAAAAAAAAAAAAAA
Messenger RNA from Ficedula albicollis (Collared flycatcher), 935 nucleotides. RefSeq names its product Krueppel-like factor 16. The record is from RefSeq and is a predicted model, not a curated record. The transcript has 2 exons. The coding region runs from base 78 to 398 and encodes 106 amino acids. Lineage: Eukaryota; Metazoa; Chordata; Aves; Passeriformes; Muscicapidae.